AUGCCGGCAGAUUUUACGGUAUUUACUGUCAUCUCGUCACGCAUCAUAACGUCACGGAGAAGGAGUGGCAAGCGGAUCAAGAACAACCUGGACGCCAAGUGCAGGAGCAUGUGGAAGCGCAAACAGCGUGGCAAACCGCUCGGCAUGGGCAAAUACGUCAACAAGCAACCGAGGCGGUGGACGUGCGUGGACGAGCCGGCGGCGGCGGUGCAGUCCGGCUCGCCGGGGCUCGUGUUCUCCGACGACGCCGGUAUGGUGGUGAUGGAGACGAUGCCGGUCGGCGACGUCGUGGAGGUCGAGCACGCCGACUACCUCAACACCAUGGAGCUGGCCGACUUCAGCAGCGUUAAGGUGAUACAGACGUCGAUGGCCGGCUCUGUCCGACUGCUGGGCGGCGACAGCUCCGACCUCCUGUCCUCCAACAACGUCUCGCUGCACGAGGCGAGUGCGCGGGGCGACACCGAGCGGCUGCAGGCGAACAGUCGGCAGUUCCGCGCCGUCAUACGCGAGGACCCAAUGGACGGCAAGCAGCAGCGGCUCGUGUUCAGCAGCGUCAACGACUAAGGCGCUGCGAGACACCAGCAGGGGGCUGUGGGAGCGGAGACUGGGGGAGACGUCGGCAGGGACCAGGGCCUGGGGACGGGGCGGCUGGAGCGGCCUCUCCGCUCGGCUGAGUGGUCGGUCCAACCGCGCCGCCCUGGGGCGUUAUCCGCACGCUUGGUCUGGGGCCACGGGGACUGUUUUUGAAGCACGGUGACCAACCGGGAAUUGCUAUCAGGGGCCUGCAGAUGUCAGUCGUGUCCGGACUUCGCGGGAACGUGGCGGGACGCUGUGAAAUCCCGCCUUCGGGGAGAUGGCGACGGAGCGUGCCGGAAGCCGCGGCGGCAGACGCGAGCCAGCAGGACAUGAGUCGCGCCAGAGCGGCCAGCUCGGGCCGAUCGCCGCGCAGCUGCCCGCUUAUCCGUAUCAAAACCCGUUGGAAAGGUGUCGUCACUGGCUACUGAUCCCGAUCCCGUGUCUGGAGUCGCCUGUCCCGACCCAGCCCCGGUUACAGCCGGUACCUGAGUGGUGCGGGUCUUGUCCGUCGGCGCCUGGAUGUUAGACUAGUUCGUGUCGCCUGGCUGUGUGCCUGUCGUCUGUGGUUGGCGUUCUCUUGCGUAGCGUCGCUGA
Messenger RNA from Pollicipes pollicipes, 1170 nucleotides. RefSeq lists its product as uncharacterized. The transcript has 4 exons. Lineage: Eukaryota; Metazoa; Arthropoda; Thecostraca; Pollicipedomorpha; Pollicipedidae. Bases 1 to 564 code for a protein of 187 amino acids. The record is from RefSeq and is a predicted model, not a curated record.